Molecule: messenger RNA, 2466 nt
Organism: Bemisia tabaci
Lineage: Eukaryota; Metazoa; Arthropoda; Insecta; Hemiptera; Aleyrodidae
Source: RefSeq, a predicted model, not a curated record
GUAAGAACAGUCACAGUCAGGAGAACUUAAGAAACACAACAAGAGAGAGACCAAAAUUCUUUACACGAACCCCUUUCCUUUUAAAAUGAAGCGUGAUAAUUAGUUUAUUACUUAUAUAUCCCGGUUUCAAUCUCUUCACGUACUUUCGAAUAUGUGAAAUGGCCUGUGAUGUGCUCAAAAGUCUUGUGUUCUGUGUAUUUAUCUCAUGCUUCUCGUCCCUUUUUCAGCCAGCAUUUUGUGAUGAGUAUUCUAGGCUGUUUUUCGAAAACGAUGAGGUCUGUUCAUAUGCUUUCAAACCGAAAAAUAUUUUAAUUGGCCACAAGGAUAAACCUGCUCUCAUUCUCUCGGAAAAGAGCUAUUUUGAUAGUUGGCCUGGAACUCGUCCUUUUAACUGCAAUUUCCAUGUUUUCGUUCACAAUCAAGGCUUAUUUGCAGUCAUACAGAAUAUGUAUCUUCGUCGGAAUGCAACAACAAAAGAAUGCAUCGAUUACAUCCAGUUUAAGCAAAGUAAGCAGCAAUUUCCAAUCAAUCUUCAAUUUGAAAGGGAGCAACACAACUGGGGGCCCAAGUACUGUGGUCGGAUAAUAGCAACAGACAUCAUGAUGGAGCAGCCUGACUCAGAUAUUGCCCCGAACGCAUACAUUGCAAAUGAAGGCUCAAUUGCUGUCAAGAUACAUAUAACUCCAAAGCAAGUUCUUGAAAAUGAAACUCUCACUCUAGAAAUAGCUUUUACACCGUACUCAAUUUGUAGAUAUGAUAACAAUGCUGUCAAAAACUGUGGAGAAAACAUGUGUAUCAGUCAAAAAUAUGUCACUGAUGGUGUUGUGAACUGCCCGUUUAUAGACUGCAGAGAUGAAGGCACCUGUGUACUUAAUUUUAACGGCACAAGAAUAACCAAAUUUGCCACAGGAAUAGGAGUACGGCUCUCCAUGAAUGCUAUUGCAAGUGUCUUUUCCGUUUUCCUUGUGUUCAUUUCCUGUCUAUGGUUGUGUCGACACUGUGGAGCAUUUUGCUUUGAACCACCCCCUCAACCCAUCAUAGUCUCUAGUCCUGUUGAAAUGGGAGACGUUAGAGCUCAACAAGCUGCAACUGCUCCACCAAUUGCUGAUGACAAAGACUUACCCCCAUCGUAUGAUUCUCUUUUUCCUGAGGGGAGGUAGUUCUUUACAAGAAUAUGUCUGAUGAACCAUCUCUCCUCGUAAUCUCAACGUAAAAGAUGAUCAAAAAAGUUGAGCAUCGUUUAAUGAUAAGUUGAAGUUGCCUUUGUGUACAUUCAUCGCACUUCAGUCAUAGAUGAUUCUCAGCCUGGUAUGUAAUGGAAUUCUUGAGAAUCAAUGUUUUUCAGCAUUUAUAUCUAUGAUGUAUGUAAUUGCUAUGAAGAAGUUAUCAGACCAAUCAAGACUUGGGGAAACUUCUGUUCACCUGUUAGUAGCUGAAGUUAUAGCAUCAAUUGGUUCAAAAUAUUUUAACAACCUUUAAAACUCCUUACAUACUAAGAUUUGAAGAUUUCAGUCGAGAAAAGGUUUGAUUGGACAUCAGAAGUCAGUAAUUAUUUUCUGUUGUAGAAGUUAAAGGCAGUAGAUGAAAUGUAGUACUUAAAUUCUGGUCCCAACGUCUGAAAAAAAGUUCUUAUCUUAAAAGAGCGAUGAGUAAACUCACCUCCUAUUUUAUAGAGCCUCUUUAUCAUGAAAAAAUAGGUUUUCUUUUUUCGUUGAAGGUUUUUUUUCUUUUUCUUGCUAUUCUCAUGCAGGCAUUCCACCUUUAUUUUAUAUUAACAGUUUUGUCAUUGUAAGUAUUGAUGCCCUUCUUCUGAUGAAGGAUGAGGUUUUUCUCAUUUAAAUCAACAUAUUUUUAUCAUUUCAAUGAAUUCCGAAGGUACCUGUGAAUUCAUAUCAGUAUUUUUUCUUUAUUUGAAUCAAUCAUCAUUACGUUCCUAAUUACACUUGUAUUUUCAUGUAUUCUACUUUAAUAAUACCCUCUAAGGAAUGGAAAAACAAUACUCUUUUUACGAAGUCUAAAAAAUUUAAGGUUCCACCUCAACAAGAAAUUGAGCUUUGUCGGAAAAUUCUGAUUAGUUUUCAAUAUUAUGAGCAGUUUUUAUUCUCUUUAGCAUCAGUUGAGAUUCAUGGCAAUUAACCAAUGCCGUGUGUAGGAACAGCUAAAAACUAAUCAGUAGAUUAGUGCCUGACUCGACUUGGAUAUCUGACUAGUAACAUUAUUGAUGGAAUCUUACAAAGUGGCAUAACAAGCGUACUUAUUUCAUUCAAUUCAUAAAGCCCCUGUAUUAUUGUCCAUAAACUCAUAGUGUGAGUCAUUUCAAGAACCAAGGCGUUGUAUAAUUAUUGUUUGUUCAUUGAAGCUUUUCGACCGGGUGGUCAUCAUCAGAGUUUCAAUGCAUAUCACAAUUUACUACAAUCACGUUUUGUAAAGUUUUCAAUAAUUCAACAACACUAACAUUGAUUGUAA